GGGAGAGCUCAAAUUUGAAUGUCAGGGACCAGCGCUUUGUCACACAACUGCACUGAAGCAGCCUUGCUUGAAGCAAGCUUCCUUUGGCCUAAGGAUUUGAGGGAGUCAAGAAAGUCACGCUGGAGACCGAUAUGGACAGCCUUCUGAUGAAGCGAAAGAAGUUUCUUUACCACUUCAAAAAUGUCCGCUGGGCUAAAGGUCGGCACGAGACCUACCUGUGCUACGUGGUGAAGAGGAGGGACAGCGCUACUUCUUUUUCGCUGGACUUUGGCUACCUUCGCAACAAGUCGGGCUGCCAUGUGGAGUUGCUGUUCCUACGCUACAUCUCUGACUGGGAUCUGGACCCUGGUCGGUGUUACCGAGUCACCUGGUUCACCUCCUGGAGCCCAUGCUACGACUGCGCCCGGCACGUGGCUGAGUUUCUGAGAUGGAACCCCAACCUCAGCCUGCGGAUUUUCACAGCGCGCCUCUACUUCUGCGAAGACCGCAAGGCCGAACCCGAGGGGCUGCGGAGACUGCACCGCGCUGGGGUCCAGAUCGGGAUCAUGACCUUCAAAGACUAUUUUUACUGCUGGAAUACAUUUGUAGAAAAUCACGAAAGAACUUUCAAAGCCUGGGAGGGGCUGCACGAAAAUUCUGUCCGGCUUACUAGACAGCUUCGGCGCAUCCUUUUGCCCUUGUAUGAAGUAGAUGACUUGCGAGAUGCAUUUCGUAUUUUGGGACUUUGAUAUCGACCUUCUGGGAUGUCACGUGAUGAAAUUUCUCUGCUGAAGAGAGUGGAUAGAAAAAUGAUCCUUCAACUACCUGUUUUUCCCCUUAAAUACUCAUUUUCACAGAGUGUAGGGGUG
Acomys russatus (golden spiny mouse) is the source of this 848-nucleotide messenger RNA. RefSeq names its product activation induced cytidine deaminase (gene Aicda). NCBI's taxonomy places the organism in Eukaryota, Metazoa, Chordata, Mammalia, Rodentia, Muridae. The coding region runs from base 132 to 728 and encodes 198 amino acids. Gene Ontology annotation, biological process: DNA cytosine deamination; cytidine to uridine editing; negative regulation of single stranded viral RNA replication via double stranded DNA intermediate. Gene Ontology annotation, cellular component: P-body; cytoplasm; nucleus. Gene Ontology annotation, molecular function: cytidine deaminase activity; zinc ion binding; RNA binding. The record is from RefSeq and is a predicted model, not a curated record. The transcript has 5 exons.